Molecule: messenger RNA, 4284 nt
Organism: Microbotryum saponariae
Lineage: Eukaryota; Fungi; Basidiomycota; Microbotryomycetes; Microbotryales; Microbotryaceae
Source: the annotation of a GenBank genome assembly
AUGAGCCCACCUAGCCUAUCAGCGGCGGGCGACCUCGACGUCCACGGUGACAUGGCAUCAACGCCUCCACCACCGUCAUCAACGUCGUACCAUACCAACGACGUCGCCUCCACUACCUCCGUCACGCUCACUAAAGAGCAAUUCGACGAGCUGAUCAGGAACCAGCGCCCCGCACGGGACGACGACGCAUUCUCCAUGCGUCAGCGCCUACCCCCAGCCAACCCUCCGGUCUUCCCCGACGACUCGAAACUUACGGAGGACAAUUACGUUGACUGGGUCCCCACGAUGCCGCCAUGCCCGCCCUCUUGGGCUGGAUUCAACGCUCGGACGAAUCGAGCGACGGUCCCCGUUGCGAAGGCGGUCGUACCGACCAAACGCUCUGCACCAGGCAAGAAGGGAAAAUGGGAUCGUUCUGGUCCUGCCCCGAGCAACUGCCCAGCUUGUGGUCAAGGCAAACACUGGCUCGACAAGUGUCCGGAAUCGCGCAAGCGAGCCAAGUACCUCGAGCUCAAGAACGCCAUGAAGGAACUCCAAGGCUCAUCAUCGCCUGCGUCCACGUUCGUGGCCACCGAGGCAGCAUCCAAGGAUCAACACCUGUCCGUCGUUUCUUCUGCUACGUUUGUCAACAUCGGGCCACCGGCGGAAAUCCUUCUGCUAGACUCGGCGUCGGUGUGCCACGUCGUCAACGAUGCGUCCUUCUUUGACGGCCCCCUUUCGCCUACCCCGCAAGUCCUGCAAGGUCUAGGGGGAACGGUGAAGGCCUCGGGAAUCGGCUCGGUCAAGCUCGUCUCCGAUAAUGGUACCAGGUUCACCCUCAACGACGUGAUCUACGCCCCCGAGAGCCCUGCCAACCUCAUCUCAGUCCGGGCCUUCGACCGCAAAGGCGUUCGCAUCACCUUCGAACACGGACAAGUCGAGCUCCGCACGCCGCAAGGGUGCAUCGCCACAGCAUCAGCCAUCGCGUCCUGCGUUUACAAACUCAACGCUUCGGUCCAAGCUGCCAGCAAAGAUGCGCGACACACCCUCGUUGCCACCAAGUCCAAUAGGCUACCUUUACUUACCCUUCACCGGCGCUACGGCCACGCCUCUGUCCAGACACUUAAAAAACUGGCGGCCUCUGGCCAGGUGGAGGGUUUAGAUUGGCCCUAUAGUGACUUCGAGUGUGAUGGCUUCACCUGCAACGCGUGCCUUGCCUCCAAAGCGCAUCGUUUGCCUUUCCCCUCUUCGUCGUCGCAUGCCGCGGAACCACUCGCAUUGGUGCACUCGGACGUCUUAUCUUUCCCCGAGGAAUCCUUAGGCCAUAAGCGAUACCUCGUCACGUUCAUCGACGACUUCUCGAGGAAGACUUGGGUUUACCCUAUCGGGCACAAGAGCGAGGUCCUUCAGACAUUCAAGGAUUGGCUUCUGGAGAUCGAAAACGCCACGGGUCGCAGGGUCAAAACACUUCGCUCGGACAACGGGGGCGAGUAUGUCUCUACCGCUUUCAACGGCUAUUGCGUGGCCCGCGGAAUUCAUCGCGAAUUGACCAUACCGUACACACCCGAGCCAAACGGUCGGGCUGAGCGAGCCAACCGGUCGAUCGUCGAGGGCACCCUGGCUCUACUGUCUCACUUGGGACUCCCACGAUCGUGCUGGGACGAGGCUGCCAUGUGUUACAUUCACGCCAAGAACCUCUCGCCUCACGCGGCCCUUGGUGGAGCCAUCCCAAACAGUCGUUGGUCGGGCCACACACCAAGCGUAGGGGGUCUUCGGGCAUUCGGUUGUCGCGCUUGGACCACCGUGCCGGCUCACCGACGGGACAAGCUUGACCCAAAAGGGAUUCCUCUGGUCUUCGUCGGGUACGAUCGACACGCGAAAGCCUACCGUCUUCUCGAUCCUUUCUCCAUGCGUGUGAGUCUGGGCCGCAAUGUGACGUUCGUAGAAACCGAGUUCCCCUUCGCUAUCGCGCCCACCCGAGUGACGCAGCCGUCCAUCCCGGGUUACGCCCCCCAGCCCCCACCCGUCGAAGCUCCAACACCCGUCGAGCCUCCCCCACGGCCACCGGCCCCAACGCCUGUCGAGGCACCCGCGUCGCCCGCAUCGACCAGCUCGGCCGACAACGACGACGCCUCAUCGACCACGAGCGCAACGACGGAGUCAGCCGUGAACCUGCCGCAACCACCUCCGGAUCCAGCUCCACUCGCCAAAGUCAAGCCGAGUUGGGAGUACGGCGACGUCGCCAAGGUUGGUCCCGAUCCAGGGAAGUACGGUGAAGUCGACGCUCGAAACAUCAUUGAUGGCCCCCGGACUCGCCGCCAACCCGUUCCCACCAUGAUCACGCGGGAACAGCCAGUCGACGGCACCGACGGACCCACCGCCUCUUUCAAGAGCCUGCUCCUUGCCUUCGCAUCCACCAAGGCCGGCUUCGCAGAUCAUGACUUGUCGGUUGUUCGCGAUCCGGCAAAUUGGGGCGACGUCAUCCGAUCGGGACAAGAGGACGUUUGGGGCGCUCCGGCACAGGAUGAAUUCGAUUCGCUUCUGAACGAUUACGAGGUCUUUCAAAUCGUCGAAUCCUGUGAGCUCCCAGCGGGUGAGAUCCUCCUGCGGUCGGGCUGGGUGUUCCGGACUAAACGCAACCAGCAUGGCGACAUCACCGAUCACAAGGCCCGACUUGUUGCUCACGGAUGUGCCCAACGCCCUGGCCUUGACUUCGAGAAGACCUACGCCCCUGUCGUCAAAUUCACGUCCAUUCGAGCCCUCAUCGCACUCGCCGCGGCCAACGGCUAUCACGUCCAUCAGGCCGACGUCAACAAGGCGUAUUUACACGGCAAACUUGACAAGCCUCUCUACAUGCGCGUCCCUCAGGGCAUAAACCUGCCAGGCAAGAUCCUCAAGCUGUCCAAAUCCAUCUACGGCCUUCGCCAGGCCGGCACCAUCUGGAAUGCUGAGAUCGACUCGACUCUGCGGUCCCUCGGAUACGUCCCCACCAGGUCUGACAUCUGUAUCUACCGCCGCGAACACGACGGGCACUCACACUAUAUUGCCUUGUACGUCGACAACUUGCUUUUGGUUGGUCCCUCUACCGCCGAAAUCGAGCGGGUGCUGGACGCGCUGGAACUCGCAUACGGCAUCAAACGUCUCGGACCUGCCGAAUAUAUUCUAGGCAUCCAAGUCAAACGUGGACAAGACGGCUCUAUCACGCUCUCACAAGAGCGCUACCUUCGGGACGUCCUUGCCAGGUUCCAAUUCACCGAUGCCAAGCCGGCAAGUAUUCCAAUGCAGCCAGGUGUCGUCCUUGACUUCGAGGACUUGGCGGCCACUCCUCAGGAUCGUACGCGCUACUUGCAGGCCAUCGGUUCGUUGAUGUACGCCGCAGUUGGAACUCGUCCGGACCUCGCCUUCGUGGUCAGCUACCUCGCUCGCUUCUCCCAGCAGCCUGGCCCGGAGCAUUGGACAGCCAUCAAGCAGGUCCUCCGUUACAUCAAAGGCACGCUGGACUUGGGCCUCACCUAUCGCAAGACCAGCCAACCACUCCGUGGCUACUCGGAUGCGAACUGGGGAGCCUGUCUAACGACCUCACGAUCGACCAUGGGCUACGCGUUCAUCUUGUCCGGAGCCGCUAUUGCUUGGUGCUCCAAACGCGAGCACAGGGUGGCCAAGUCCACUACCGACGCAGAGUACCUCUCUCUUUCGUACACAAGCGGUGAUGCCAUCCACCUGAGCGAACUCCUGGCUGAACUUGGCGCUCCGGUCUCCGGUCCAGUCGUACUCUACGGGGACAACCAAGGUUCGCUGGCUCUUGCGCAGCACCCGACCAACCAUCAGGGGUCUCGUCAUGUUCGCAUCUCGGAACAUUACGUCCGCGAGAGGGUAGCUGAGAAGGAGAUCGAGGUCCGCUACAUCGCCACCGGCGACAUGAUUGCCGAUAUUUUCACCAAAGCCUUGGGUCCCAAGCCGUUCAUCUUCCAUCGGGAGAAUUUGGGUUUGCGAGGUGCAGUGGUAUGACAGCACGGGGGGGUGUCAAUAUAUUGCUGUUUCAUCCCACUGGUAUUCCCGAUUAUGAUUAGUUACUAGUUGUUGAUAUUAGUCGCCCCGCGCGUCUCGAGCCUGCCUCGCGCGCGCUCCCUUAGCGCUUAUCUUCUUUCUCCAACUAUCUUUACUAUCUUCAUCGGCUCUCGUACUUACGCACUUCGUGCCUCGGCCUCAGUUCCUGAAAGAGCCGGCCUGCCUUUGAGGAGAUGUUUGCAGGAAAUGGAGGCGCAAGACACCCCAAUGGCACUGUCACAUUGCCGUGUUUUCUGGUGA